AACAAAAAGAUCAAAUAUGUAUAUGUGAAGUGCGAUUGCAAACGGAGAAAGACUUAUGAAGUCACUAUUAUGGAUCUUCAAGAGUGAUAAUGGUGGAAAUUCUUUCAAGAUUGCCAAUCAAGCCCAUUUUCCGUUGUAAAGAGUGUUUUGUAAUUUGCAUAAUCUUUUCUACGACCCUUUAUUUGUUAAGAUGUAUCACAAGAUCGCCUUUUCCUGCAUUUUGCUUUACGUUGAUCACUCUAUCGCUUCACUUCUUGAACUCAAAGCGCGUAUUAUGAUUAUGUUUCUCGCCCCCGAAAUAGGCCCAUUAUGUUGAGCACUAAAUUUCACCUCCCUAGAGAUAGCAACUUGCCUUGGGAUGAUGAUGACCUAUUUGGUGUUAGUUUUGGUAAUGAAAACUUGAGAUUAAUUGGUUCAUGUAAUGGGUUCAUCUGUUUGUUGAAUGGUUCGAGGUAUGAUGAAAACCAUUCGGUUUACAUUAACAAUCCUCUUUUGGGUGAGUAUUUCAAGGUUAAAUUGCCCGAAUGGGAGAAAAGAGUUCGUGGUGUUGCUUAUGCAUUUUGUUUUAGUGAAGGCUCUGGACAGUAUAAAGUAUUGAGAUCAGUGAUUAGAAAGUUCCGGGGUCGUCCAGAAGUAUCAGAAUUGGAGGUUUAUACUCUUGGAGUUGAUGAGAAAUGGAGAAACGUGGGUGAGGCUCCGUACCCGUUAUGUGGAUCAUUUGGUAAUGCUAAUGUCAAUGGUGUUCUUCAUUGGCUGAAGGAUGAUGAAAAUACUAAAAUAAGUGCCAGCAUUUACUCGUUUAAUAUCGGGACAGAAGAGGUGAAGCCCCUACCAACUCCACUUGGUUUGAAAACUCCAUCCUUGGGGUUGAUGCUAGCAGAGUUUGGGAAUUCUCUGUGUUUGUCUGAUAAAGGUGAUCUAUGGUGGAUGAAAGAGUAUGGAAUAGCUGAAUCUUGGACUAAAGAUCGCAUUUUGACGGAUUCUAUUCUACUUGACAGCCGUUAUAAACGUUUUAUACCAAUCAUGACUUGGAAAGAUGGAGAAAUCUUGAUGCAGUGCAAACGUGGCACACAACUAGUUUCUUACAACCCAAAAGAGAAGAAGUUUAGAGAGGUCAAUGUUCAUGGUAGUGGGACUGCAGCGACUAGAUACAUUCCAAGUUUUUACUCACUCAAAACCGUCAUGGGGGAAAGUUUUCAAGUCUCAAAUGCUUAUCCGAAGACUGAGAUAGUUUAGAUAUUUAAUUUGUCUUACUUCAUCCAGGAUAUUAUGUUUUGCUUCAAUGUUUUUGGUAUAAUUUAGCUUAAGACCUGACAACUUUUUCUGUUUUAUGGUUGCUUUUGAGUUCUGGAAGUACAACUCUGCCUGUAUAAGCAUACCUUGUCCAUUUUAACAAUCCUAAGUUGUUUGCAUUGUAAAUUCUCCAAAGCUGCAUUUCUUUUGUUCAUUCAUUCUUUACUUGUCUGAAAAGAACAAAAUACGGAGGAACAAAGAGUUGGCCUAUCUGUCAA
Messenger RNA from Lycium ferocissimum, 1511 nucleotides. Its product is annotated as F-box protein At3g07870-like. Lineage: Eukaryota; Viridiplantae; Streptophyta; Magnoliopsida; Solanales; Solanaceae. The record is from RefSeq and is a predicted model, not a curated record. The transcript has a single exon. The coding region runs from base 310 to 1236 and encodes 308 amino acids.